This is a messenger RNA of Jatropha curcas, 3448 nucleotides long. The record is from RefSeq and is a predicted model, not a curated record. Lineage: Eukaryota; Viridiplantae; Streptophyta; Magnoliopsida; Malpighiales; Euphorbiaceae.
GUCUUUGAAAACUCGACCAGACAUCUAACAGGAUUAAGGCCUAUAUAUUUGUUAGGAGACUCCCUUUACCAGCACUUCAAUUCAUAUAGAGCCCACUUGCUUGCCUUACGAUAUACAUAUAUAUCUCACUUCCACACAAAUGGAGCUCCCUGCAUCUGCAUACUCUGUAACCCUUUUGAUCUCAGUCCUUCAUGUUCAUGUGCUUGUCUUUUUCUGUGCAAGCAUCCUGUGCUUGCAAACUGCUGAUUGCCUCAGUAUGUUAGGAAAUGGGACCGACCGACUUGCUCUUUUGGAAUUCAAAGCCAAAAUAGGCAAUGAUCCAUAUGGCAUCUUAAGCUCGUGGAAUGAUUCUGUCAACUUCUGCAAAUGGCAAGGAGUUUCCUGCGCCCGCAAACAUCAGAGGGUUACAUCUCUGAACCUGCAAGGGCUGAGCCUGUCUGGAGCCAUAUCUCCGAGUGUAGGGAAUCUCACCUUCUUGAGGUUCCUCAACCUUGGUGCCAAUGAAUUCCGUGGUGAAAUUCCCCAAGAAAUUGGCCGCCUGUUUCGACUGAGACAUAUCAACCUGACAGAUAAUGCAUUGGAAGGAGAAAUUCCAAUCAACAUUAGCUACUGCUCAGAGUUAAAGAUUUUGCAUCUCUCUAGUAACAUCUUGGUAGGAAAAAUUCCUCCCGAGUUAGGCUCUUUAAAGAAGCUUGUAUCACUUGCGCUUUUUAAAAAUAAUCUCAUGGGAGAAAUCCCACAUUCCCUUGGGAACUUGUCUUCCCUCCAAGCUGUUUCUCUAGCAUAUAACAAACUGAAGGGAAAUAUUCCCAAUGAAUUGGGACGAUUAACAAGCUUAAUGUUUCUUUUAGUUACAAGCAACGAUCUGACUGGUACAGUGCCAUCUAGCAUAUACAAUAUCUCCUCCAUGACCAUGCUUUCUUUUGCAGUGAAUCAAAUCAAAGGCAGUGUUCCAGCAAAUAUAGGCCUGACUCUUCCCAACUUACAAGUAUUUGCAUACGGCCUGAACCAAUUCCAUGGAACCAUUCCACUAUCACUUGCUAAUGCUUCCCAGCUUGAAAUGUUUGACAUCUCUAGCAACUCUUUCACAGGAGAAGUUCCAACCAGUUUUGGAGAUUUGAAAAGUCUUCGACUCCUCAAUUUGGGACGCAAUUUCCUUGGAAAUAACACAAGUCAAGAUUUGAGUUUCGUAACAUCUUUGAGAAACUGCAGCAAUUUACAAAAACUACAUUUUGAUCACAAUAAUCUUGUUGGUGUAUUACCUAACAGCAUAAUUAAUAUAUCUUCCCUCAUUAGCCUUAAUCUAGAAAACAACCAAAUAUCCGGUAGAAUUCCAGCAGAGAUUGGGAAUCUUGCUAACUUUAAUGCAUUAGGCAUGGACCAAAAUCUUUUUUCUGGCAGCCUCCCUAUUUCUCUUGGAAAGAAUCAACGGAUGCAAAUGCUGUAUUUAAAUAAUAAUAAACUAUCCGGAGAAAUCCCUGCAUCCUUAGGUAACAUCAGCCAGUUAUAUCAUCUUGUAUUAGCCACAAACAAAUUAGAAGGGAAUAUACCAGCAAGUAUAGGUAACUGCACAAAUCUGCAUUUCGUAGAUCUAGCAGAAAAUAAACUGACUGGUACCAUACCCAAACAAAUCAUUGGCUUGUCUUCUCUAUCUUUGGUUCUUGACUUAUCUCAAAACUCAUUGAUAGGGCCCAUACCCCAAGAAGUUGGCAAACUCAAAAAUAUCGGUACAAUAGAUAUAUCAGGAAACAAAUUAUAUGGGGAGAUUCCUAAAGAAAUAGGUGAUUGUUCGAGCCUUGAAAUUCUUAACAUGCAGGCUAACUUCCUUCAAGGACCCAUUCCCUUAUCUAUCGCAUCCUUAAGAGGUCUACAAUCUUUAGACCUGUCAAGAAACAAACUGACAGGAAAACUUCCAAAGGAGCUGGAGAAACUUUUGUUCUUGCAGUAUUUGAAUCUCUCCUUUAAUAAUCUAAGUGGUGAAGUGCCAAGAACAGGAAUCUUUAACAAUUUAAGUGCAAUUUCUCUUGUUGGAAAUAAUAAUCUUUGUGGAGGUACCCCACAAUUGAAGCUUCCAGUAUGCCCCGGCAAACAAAAGAAACACAGGUCUCCCAUUGUCAUUAUCCUUGCCACAACCCUUAGUUCAGUAGCAUUUUUAGUGACAGUAACGUUCUCCUCUCUUUUCUACUGCCGAAAGUCAAGAAAGAGUCCACCUUCAACACCUCCGAUUGUGGAUAGGCUUCCUCGAAUUUCAUACAAGGAACUCUUGCAAGCAACUGGGGGAUUCUCUUCAGAGAACCUGAUUGGACAGGGUAGUUUUGGCCUGGUGUAUAGAGGAAGUCUUGAUCAGCAAGCAUACAGAUUAGUUGCUGUAAAGGUACUCAACCUUCAACAACGUCAAGCUUCCAAGAGCUUCAUUGCUGAGUGCAAAAUAUUGAGAAACUUAAGGCACCGGAAUCUGGUAAAGGUAUUGACAUACUGCUCGAGCAUUGAUUUUAAAGGUAACGAUUUCAAAGCUCUAGUGUUCGAUUUCAUGGCAAAUGGGAGCUUAGAAAUGUGGCUGCAUCCAAGAGAAAAUAAUGGUAAUGCUCAGUCAAGAAGUUCAAGAAGUUUAAACCUUCUGCAGAGACUUCAAAUUGCAAUUGACGUGGCUUCUGCACUGCAUCAUCUUCAUGACAAUUGUGAAGUACCAAUCAUUCACUGCGACUUGAAACCAAGCAAUAUUCUUCUUGAUGAUGACAUGACUGCUCAUGUUGGUGACUUUGGAUUAGCAAGGCUUUGGUCUGAAACUCAAAAUUCUUCCUCUCGAGGCCAAACCAGCUCAAUUGGGAUGAAGGGAACAAUUGGAUAUAUGGCUCCAGAGUAUGGAGUAGGCAAUGCAGCUACAACAUCUGGAGACACAUAUAGCUUUGGAAUAAUUUUGUUGGAGAUGUUCACAGGAAAGAGACCAACUGAUGAAGUGUUCACAAAUGGUUUGAGUCUCCACAGUUUUGUUAAAUCUAAGCUUCCAGGACGAGUCAAUCAAGUUUUGGACCCAAUACUUUUUACAGCUGGAGAUAUGGGGACAGCAACAAACAAUACCUAUGAAAAUGCGGGAGACGAGAUCCAGGAAAGUAUUGAAAAUUUGAGAGUAGAGGGUGGAAAUGUGGAAAAAUGUAUUGUAUCAGUACUUAAAAUUGGAGUGUCAUGCGCAGCAGAAUUACCAGAAGACCGAAUGAAAAUGAGGGAUGCCACAAGAAAACUAAAUGUCAUCAAAGAUGGAUUUCUUCGUGCCAGGAACCCUAGAGAUCAGAGAAGGGGAAAUUAAAAGUCCACUAAUUGCAUCGAGAGUUGAACUCAUGUGAGAAGAUUUCUCUUUGGUAUUGACCCUGUAAAUCCUAUUUUUAAGUUUAUUUUUCAAAUAAUUAAGUCCAAUUUAUUUUUUACAUUAAUAACAGUAUUUUAAACUAUA